CCAUUCACGUGCACCCCUUCCCUCCCUGCGGCUCGUCUCGCCAUGGCCGUGCUGUCCCACGGCAACGCCGGCACGGUGGUCCUUCUGCUGCUGACGGCGUCGUCGUCGUCGUUGCUGGGGAUGGUGGUGCCGGCCCUGGCCGCGGACCCGCCAUUCUCCUGCGGGCCGUCGUCCACGGCCGCGACGCAGGGGUACGCCUUCUGCGACGCGACGCUGCCGGUGGCGCAGCGGGCGGCGGACCUGGUGGCGCGGCUGACGACGGCGGAGAAGGUGGCGCAGCUGGGCGACGAGGCCGCGGGCGUGCCGCGGCUGGGCGUGCCGGCCUACAAGUGGUGGAACGAGGCGCUGCACGGGCUGGCCACCUCCGGCAAGGGCCUCCACUUCAACGGCGCCGUCCGCAGCGCCACCAGCUUCCCGCAGGUCAGCCUCACCGCCGCCGCCUUCGACGACGACCUCUGGCUCCGCAUCGGCCAGGCGAUCGGCAGGGAGGCUCGGGCGCUGUACAACGUGGGGCAGGCGGAGGGGCUGACGAUGUGGUCCCCGAACGUGAACAUCUACCGUGACCCGCGGUGGGGCCGCGGGCAGGAGACCCCGGGGGAGGACCCGACGACGGCGAGCCGCUACGGCGUGGCGUUCGUCAAGGGCCUGCAGGGGAACUCGACGUCGUCGUCGCUGCUGCAGACGUCGGCGUGCUGCAAGCACGCGACGGCGUACGACCUGGAGGACUGGGGCGGCGUGGCCCGGUACAACUUCGACGCGAGGGUGACGGCGCAGGACCUGGAGGACACGUACAACCCGCCCUUCCGGAGCUGCGUGGUGGACGGCAAGGCCAGCUGCGUCAUGUGCGCCUACACCGCCAUCAAUGGCGUCCCCGCAUGCGCCAACUCCGGCCUCCUCACCAACACCGUCAGGGCCGACUGGGGCCUCGACGGGUACGUCGCCUCCGACUGCGACGCCGUCGCCAUCAUGCGUGACGCGCAGCGGUACGCGCCCACGCCGGAGGACGCGGUUGCACUCGCGCUCAAGGCCGGGCUGGACAUCGACUGCGGGACGUACAUGCAGCAGCACGCGCCGGCCGCCCUCCAGCAGGGGAAGAUCACGGAGGACGACGUCGACAAGGCGCUCAAGAACCUCUUCGCCAUCCGGAUGCGCCUCGGCCACUUCGACGGCGACCCCAGGGCCAACAUAUACGGCGGCCUCAACGCCGCCCACAUCUGCACCCCGGAGCACAGGAGCCUCGCCCUCGAAGCCGCGCAGGACGGCAUCGUCCUCCUCAAGAACGACGCCGGCAUCCUCCCGCUCGACCGGGCCGCCAUCGCCUCCGCCGCCGUCAUCGGUCCCAACGCCAACAACCCCGGCCUGCUCAUCGGCAACUACUUCGGCCCGCCGUGCGAGUCCGUCACGCCGCUCAAGGGGGUCCAGGGCUACGUCAAGGACGUCAGGUUCAUGGCCGGGUGCGGCUCGGCGGCCUGCGACGUGGCCGACACGGACCAGGCGGCCACGCUCGCGGGCUCGUCCGACUACGUGCUCCUCUUCAUGGGGCUCAGCCAGCAGCAGGAGAGCGAAGGGCGCGACAGGACCAGCCUGCUGCUCCCCGGGCAGCAGCAGAGCCUCAUCACCGCCGUCGCCGACGCCGCCAAGAGGCCCGUCAUCCUGGUGCUCCUCACGGGCGGGCCGGUGGACGUGACCUUCGCCAAGAACAACCCCAAGAUCGGCGCCAUCCUCUGGGCCGGAUACCCCGGCCAGGCCGGCGGGCUCGCCAUCGCCAGGGUGCUCUUCGGCGACCACAACCCAGGCGGGAGGCUGCCCGUGACCUGGUACCCGGAAGAGUUCACCAAGGUGCCCAUGACCGACAUGCGGAUGCGCGCCGACCCGGCCACCGGUUACCCCGGCCGGAGCUACCGCUUCUACCAGGGAGAGACUGUCUACAAGUUUGGUUACGGCCUCAGCUACUCCAGCUACUCUCGCCGGCUGCUCUCAUCCGGCACGCCCAACACGGACUUGCUCGCAGGCCUGAGCACAAUGCCAACACCGGCGGAAGAAGGCGGCGUCGCGAGCUACCAUGUCGAACAUAUUGGCGCCCGAGGGUGCGAGCAGCUCAAGUUCCCGGCCGUGGUCGAGGUGGAAAACCACGGACCCAUGGACGGCAAGCACUCGGUGCUCAUGUACCUCCGGUGGGCCAACGCAACCGCCGGCCGGCCAGCGAAGCAGCUGAUCGGGUUCAGGAGACAGCACCUCAAGGCUGGAGAGAAGGCCAGCCUCACAUUUGACAUCAGCCCAUGUGAGCAUUUUAGCAGAGUAAGGAAGGAUGGCAACAAGGUGGUAGACAGAGGGUCUCAUUUCCUCAUGGUUGACAUGCAUGAGAUGGAGAUAACAUUCGAGGUUUGAUCGACCUUUAGUAGAUUGCAGCUACGGAAUAGAGGUGGAUACAUACAAUGUAAUUCCCCCAUUGUAGUAUAGUUUAUAUUUGCAUUGGUGCGAGUAGAGUACCCAUCGGAAAUGAGAUUUGUAGGCUGUUGUAAGGGA
This is a messenger RNA of Hordeum vulgare subsp. vulgare (domesticated barley), 2526 nucleotides long. RefSeq names its product probable beta-D-xylosidase 7. Gene Ontology annotation, cellular component: plant-type cell wall. NCBI's taxonomy places the organism in Eukaryota, Viridiplantae, Streptophyta, Magnoliopsida, Poales, Poaceae. The transcript is spliced from 4 exons. Bases 43 to 2388 code for a protein of 781 amino acids. The record is from RefSeq and is a predicted model, not a curated record. Gene Ontology annotation, molecular function: alpha-L-arabinofuranosidase activity; xylan 1,4-beta-xylosidase activity. Gene Ontology annotation, biological process: xylan catabolic process; arabinan catabolic process.